Molecule: messenger RNA, 6032 nt
Organism: Ananas comosus (pineapple)
Lineage: Eukaryota; Viridiplantae; Streptophyta; Magnoliopsida; Poales; Bromeliaceae
Product: histone-lysine N-methyltransferase SUVR5
Exons: 13
Coding region: 556-5553 (1665 amino acids)
Cellular component (GO): nucleus
Molecular function (GO): histone methyltransferase activity; zinc ion binding; protein binding
Source: RefSeq, a predicted model, not a curated record
UUGGUAAAUAAACAGUAAACACGCGACGGGUCACGAGUCGCGACCCGAGCCUUCGCCGCUUCUUCUUCGAGGCCCAAUCACGCACGGCGGUGGGGCCUGAAACCAUCCCCAUCCCCUUCCUCUUCCUCUUCCCCUUCCCCUUCCUCAGUUCCCCUGUUGCCCUUGUCCCCCCUGUUCCCCUUUCUUUCCACCCCCCCACCUUCGCCGUAACGUAGCGCAACGUAACGCCCGCGCCCCACUCGUCCUCGACGGUGGGUGGCGGUUCUACUCCCUUCUUCUCCGCCUCGACCUUCGCCGCGUCUAGGGUUUCCUUGUCCCCGCCUGAACGGAAGGGUAAAGAUCUUCGGCUCUUCUCCAGAUCCGACUAAGUACUUGUAGACGUGAUUGCGACGUGCCCUGGGUCAAUGUAAAAGUCUUUCUCUAUGGAAGCGAGGAAUAUCGCAGGAAAAAGGAUUCAUUUUGCUGGCCUUGAGUAGUUUGUCUACCUAAUGGUUUAGUAGCUAUAUGCAUUUUUGUUCGCAAGUUAUAUGGCAUUCAAGCCAAUAGAACAAAGUUAUGCCGGUGCUAUCUCUCUCAGAUGUUCAGUUAACUGGGGAGCAAAAUCCUGGAGAAAAACCAGAAGAAGACAUGCUGGAUGAUCCCUCCUUGCUCCAAGUAGAGUGCCCACAACAAAGGACAAUAGAGAAACUAUCUCUCUCUUUAUGUGACAGGAAUCAUAUCUUGUUAGAGGUUGAUUAUGCUCAACCACUACCUAGCUAUGAUCUGUCGCGAGGUGGAAAAUGUGAUAGACUAGAAGAGCUUAACAGUUCUCCUCAAGGGUAUAAACAUGAGAUGUUAGAUGAAAGUCAUGCUACUGAAACGUCUCUUUCAUAUCGGGAGUUCUUACUGCCCACUAAACCAGAUGAACAUCCAAGUACUGACCAUGAAGGAAAAGCUUCUUUUGAAAGGACUGAACCUCAACCGGAUAGCUACGAAGCGCUGGUUUGUAACUUGAGGAAGGAACCUAAUUUGCCUAAUGAGAGAAAUAAUAAAGAGGAGGUCCUGAAUUUGCAGAAAGGGUCACAUUGUCUCUCUGAUUCACAGUGCAAUGAAUUGGGUAGUUGUAAUCAACAGGAAAUAGGAGUAAAAGAAGUUAACAUACUGUGCAACUUGAAUGACAAUGGUAUUUCUUAUGCUCAAGAGGAGGAAGGUUGCAUGCAUUCUGAUACUUCAACUUCUGAAGGACAAAAUGAAAACCGGCUGUGCACCACCCUACAUGAUCUAUCUGAUCUUGCGUGUAGAGCUGAUCUUGACCAGGACCUUUUUUUCCAACAAAAGAAGGACAAACUCAUUUUGCCUGGAAAUAGCACAGGCCCACUUUUUCGGAAGGUAAAUUGCAAUGCGGAUAAUAGCUACCGAGAAGGGGGAAAUGUUGAUCGUGCUAUUGCACUCUGGAUAAAGUGGAGAGGGAAGUGGCAAACAGGUAUUCACUGUCCUAGAGCUGAUUGUCCUUUGUCAACUUUGAAGGCCAAACCCACCCAUGGGAGAAAGAACUAUAUUUCAAUCUUUUUUCCUCGUACUAGGACAUAUUCCUGGGUGGAUAUGGAACUUGUGCUUCCAAUUGAGGAGUUACCCCAACCUCUUGCUAAUGGGAACCACCGUAAGUGGAGAAAACUGGUUAAGGAUAUAACUUUUCCUCGACGCUAUAUUAUGCAAAAGCUUGCUGUUGCUAUGCUAAACAUUAGUGACCAGCUACAUGCAGAGGCUGUAUUUGAGAAUGCUCGGAAGGCCGCAACCUGGAAAGAAUUUGCUUUGGAAGCUUCUCGUUGUAGAGGUUAUACUGAUCUUGGAAAGAUGCUUAUAAAACUUCAAAAUAUGGUACUUCCUGGCUAUAUAAACUGUCAUUGGCGGCAAGGUUCUUCCGAAUCAUGGGCUCAGAGGUGUCAGAAUGCACAAAAUGCUGAGUCCAUUGAAAUUCUUACCGAGGAAUUUGUGCAAUCUAUACUUUGGAAGAAGGUUGAUGAGUUGUGGAAUGCACCUGUGCAGUCUGAGUUUGGCUCCGAGUGGAAAACCUGGAAACAUGAAAUGAUGAAAUGGUACUUUACAACACAUCCAACUACUGGUACAGAUGUAGAGAACAUGAAAAAUGGUGAUAAUACUGUUGGUGUGGAACCAUCUGUUAGUAGGAAACGUCCCAAGCUUGAAAUCCGCAGGGCAGAAUCUUCUGUGUCACAAGUGAGAGAUUUUGCAUUCAGGAAUCUUCCCCAGGUUAACAGUGUAGAUACUGUUUCUGGUAACUCUGACCUCAAGGUUAUUUCAGAAUCUGUAUUAAAAUGUGUGCCUUGCAAAGUCAAAACUGUUGGACCUUUUGGGGCAGCGGCGUCUCACAAUAUAUUCGAUCAACUUUAUAAGGGUGGUUACCAAGAGAAAGGUGAAAAUGUUGUUCCUACUCUUGAAAUCAGUAGAUCCACGGAGUCGGCAACUGGCGGGAUAUUAGAUAGUUCACAAGUUAGAUCUGAUAAUAUCCCAAAAUAUAGACAAUGUUCAGCUUUCGUAGAGGCUAAGGGAAGACAGUGUGGAAGGUGGGCAAAUGAUGGUGAUGUCUACUGUUGUGUCCAUUUGGGUGUGCAUUCUGGUGAAAAGCUUCACCAGGAGGAAAGAAUGCUUCCUGUUGAAGCUCCAAUGUGUGAGGGUACAACUACUCAUGGUAGCAAAUGCAAACAUCGAGCUCGUUAUGGUUCUCAAUUCUGCAAGAAACAUCGUUCUCAAACAAGUCAUGAUUCAAUGGUUGCUGGCAAAAUUCUUAGUUCCUCAGAAAGCAUGCUAAAGCGAGAAGACGAUGAGAACAAAGCUGUGGAAAAAUUUUCUAGCUCAAACUCCUUACAUACUGAAGACUUGGGUUUGUCGGGAAAUAUUCAGGCUUCCACACAAGAGAUCUUGAUUCCAGUUGCGGUUGGGGAGACCUUAGAUGAAAGAAAUUGCUUAAUGAAGAAAUCUGAGUUACACAAUGCUUUACCUGCUCCUGGGAAGAGCAACACAUUACCUGCUCCUGGGAAGACCGGUUGCUUAGAUUCACCACGCUGCAUUGGGCAUUGCCAUGAGAAAAAUGGUGAGGAAUGCCAGGAGGAUGCUAAACGGCACACUCUGUACUGUGAGAAGCACCUUCCUAAAUUCCUCAAACGAGCCAGGAACGGCAAAAGCCGCCUUAUUUCAAAAGAUGUCUUUUUGAAUCUACUGAAGAGUUGUUCCUCAAGAAAGCAAAAAAUAAAUUUACAUCAAGCAUGUGAUUUCUUGUAUUGGUUUAUGAAAGGUAACCUUUCCCGCCAACAGUCCAUCUCGAAGGGUGACAAUAUGGGCUGGUUACUAGCUGAAGCGUCAAAAGAUUUAGCUGUUGGGGAAUUCUUGUUAAAGUUGGUUUCAGCUGAAAGAGAGAAACUUGCUAGAGUUUGGGGGUUUGGAUCAGACAAGUAUAAGCAUAUGUCUGUGGCAACCAAAGAAGUGCCGACUGUGGUACACCAGGGAAGACAUGAUCCUGUUUUUGGUCUGAAGUGCAAGAUCUGUGCUCAGGAGUUCUGUGAUGAUCAGAGCCUUGGUCUACACUGGACGGAUGUCCACAAGAAGGAAGCCCGGUGGCUAUUCAGAGGAUAUGCUUGUGCAGUCUGCUUGGACUCAUUUACCAACAGAAAAGUUCUCGAGACUCAUGUGCAAGAGAGGCAUGGUGUGCAGUUCCUUCAACAUUCAACACUCCUACGAUGUAUGUCUUGCAGUAGUCACUUUGUGAGUCCUGAGCAGUUAUGGCAGCAUGUUCUUUCUUCCCAUGCUAUGGAGUUCAGGCUGUCUGAAUUUUCUCAACAAUCACAUUGUCAAGUUGUUCAAUCAACCAUGGAAACAAGCAAUAAAAACUCUCAUCUCGAUCACACCUCUGAAAAGGAUGACUCACAGAAGUACACAUGUAGAUUCUGUGGGCUAAGAUUUGAUCUCUUACCGGAUCUUGGCCGUCACCAUCAAGUAGCUCAUAUGAGACCAGAUUCGAUCAGCCAUUUUCCACCUAGGAGAGGGAAUUAUCAGUUCAAUCGUAGUAAACAUUACUAUCCUAAUUUCAAAAGAAAGUUUCGACCCUCGAUGAGAUUCAAGAAAUCAAGUAGUAUUGAAAUCCAGAAGCAUUUCAAAUCUUCUAAGUCGGUUUUACCCAUGAUCCCAAAACCGCAAAGUCAGACACUCAGAAAAGUAGGUCUGGGUAGGCUAUCCGAGUUUCACUGCUCAGAUGUUGCCCAGACCUUGUUUUCCAAAAUCAAAAAAUCAAAGCCUCAUCCAAGUAACCUUGAGAUUGUGUCUAUUGCUCGUUCUUGCUGCUGCAGGAUGAGCCUUCACAGUGCAUUGGAGGUUAAAUAUGGGUUAUUACCUGAGAACCUUUAUUUAAGAGCAGCAAAGCUUUGUAGUGAACUUAAUGUCCAAAUAGAAUGGCAUCAAGAAGGAUUUAUUUGUCCUCAGGGAUGUAAGCCUCCAAAGAAACAGCAUAUUUUGGAUCCCUUGGAGCCUCUCCUAGAUGGAUAUCUAGAAAUUCAGUCCCCCACGAUGGAUCCUCCAAGUGAUGCAAGUUCGGAAGCAGAUGAAUACUACUGUGUACUUGACUCAAAACAUUUUAACUGGAAACCCAAGCAAGAUGUUGUAGUUUUGUGUGCAGAUGUAAGCUUUGGCAGAGAAAAGGUUCCGAUUUCUUGCGUAGUUGAUAAUGACAUAAAGGAUUCUUUUGGCAUCCAUUCUGAUGCGAUCCAGCAUGGCAAUUCUAUGCCUUGGCAGUGCUUUACUUAUGUCACUGAGCGAUUGACUGAGCCAUCUCUUGACAUUGAAACAAAGAAUUCUCAGUUGGGAUGUGGCUGUUCACAUGCUCGGUGUCAUCCCGAAAAGUGUGAUCAUGUUUACCUCUUUGACAAUGAUUAUGAAAGUGCAGAGGAUAUCCAUGGCCAAUCGAUGCGUGGAAGAUUCGCUUAUGAUGAGAGAGGCCGAAUAAUUUUGGAGGAGGGUUAUAUGGUAUACGAGUGCAACUCCUCGUGCAAGUGUAAUGCAUACUGUCAGAAUAGGGUGUUACAGAAGGGAGUUCAACUCAAGCUAGAAAUCUUCAGAACUGGAAAGAAGGGUUGGGCAGUAAGAGCUGGAGAAACUAUCUCACGCGGCACUUUUGUGUGCGAGUAUAUUGGAGAGAUCUUGAAUGAUGAUGAGACAAUCAGAAGAAGAGAGAGAUAUGGCAAUGAAGGAUGCAGCUACUUGUAUGAGAUGGAAGCUUAUAUUGAUGGUUCGAAAGGUGCAAGUGAAGGGGCCGUGUCGUACGCGAUUGACGCCACGUAUUAUGGAAAUGUUUCACGCUUUAUCAAUCACAGCUGUUCGCCCAAUCUUGUGAAUUAUCUAGUUUUAGUGGAGAGCAUGGAUUGCCAGCUUGCUCAUAUUGGUUUCUACGCAAGUCGUGAUAUCUCUAUAGGGGAAGAGCUAGCUUAUGACUACCGCCACAAGCUACUACCUGGAGAUGGACACCCUUGCCAUUGUGGAGCUCCAAACUGUCGGGGGCGUCUAUUUUAGAUAUUGAUCCACAGGAUAUUCUAGAACUUAGUAGGCUCAUCAUUUGGGCUUGGUAGAUGUCGGCCUUGUGAUGGAGGGAUUUGAUUCUUUGCACAUACCUGGUUCAGAGAUUAAGGGGUGGACCUGAUUGUUGAGUUGGUCAAAGGGCUGUAGAUGGUGACAUAGGAAAUAACGCACAGGGAUACCCAAGAAUUUCUCAUUGAAUUUGACUACUGGUGUUAUUCUUUUACAAUGAUUGUUCCGUGCAGCCUGCAAUCAAGGCAAGGAGGCUGCUCAAGAGGAAUGGAAGAAGGUAAACUAGGAGCGACUGCAGUGUUUGCGAAGUCAAAUAUCUAAUCAAUUCAAUUAUUUACACUUUUUUUUAAGAUGAUUGUCCCUGCAAAGUUGCAGUCAGAAGGUGAGCUGUCUCAGUUGAUUUGUAGCUGAACUGUCUUUGUAACAUUUAUAUAUCAAUUCGUUUCUUCUUUUUUAUCCCUUAA